AUGGGGACACAGUCCAGCAAGGAAGUUGGAAACAACUCACAGUCUGAAGGUAUUCCAUGGGAGUCUGAAUAUGUUGCUUUUGCACAAGAAAAUGGGCUGGGAAAUAUUUUAGGAUACACUUGGGUUGCCUUAAGGAAUUCAUCAACAGAUAAGAUAAUGCUGAAAAGGAAUUGACUCAAUAUUCCUAAUGUAGGCUACAACCAAUUUCUUAGAGAACUUGCAGAUGAUCAUAAUUUUGUUAUAAAAUAUUUAAGCACAGAAGAGCCGAGUGUUAGUGGACAGUACCAGUGUCUUGCUGAACUUUCAAGCAAUCCAGUUCCAGUUUGCCAUAAUACUGGGAUCUCUUGGGGUAAUGCAAACAAUGAUGCUGCUCAUAAUGUACUAUAGUAUUUAAAGAUUAUGGCUGGAAGAAAAUAA
Molecule: messenger RNA, 417 nt
Organism: Gavialis gangeticus (Gharial)
Lineage: Eukaryota; Metazoa; Chordata; Crocodylia; Gavialidae
Gene: PRKRA
Product: protein activator of interferon induced protein kinase EIF2AK2
Exons: 3
Source: RefSeq, a predicted model, not a curated record